AUGGUCUACUUCUUCUUGGGCCACUAUAGCAGCCCCGGCGCUCCUGAACUACCUGCUUUUGCCAACGCUUCAAAAACCCUGUGUCCGACGGUUAUGGAGAUCUGCGCAGAGCGAUCCGGAGGCGAAAUCUACGGCUCGACUGCAGCGAUGCAGACUUCCUGCUCCCAACAACUUAGCGACGGAGUUGGGGACAGGCCAAAACUUGCGGAUGAGGACAAGGCCUUCUGGAGCUUAGUGGAGCAUCCUUGGCUGCUCUUGACCCAGUUUAUCGGCACCGCUCUGCUCACUCAUCUGAUUUCCGACAUCGUUAGGGGGCGGCGUGCCCUGAAGGUGGGGAGAAAUGGAGGAUGGGAGUUGACUAAAGUGACGCAAGAGCAGGUGGAGAGACGUCAAAUGGAGGUGGACACAUUGGUCCAGGAUACAAAAGAGGCGCUCAAAGAGCUUGCUGCUGCCGUCGACAAACCUCAUGGGAAGAGGGGUGAUGAGAGCUGA
Letharia columbiana is the source of this 492-nucleotide messenger RNA. RefSeq lists its product as uncharacterized. The transcript has 2 exons. Bases 1 to 492 code for a protein of 163 amino acids. The record is from RefSeq and is a predicted model, not a curated record. Lineage: Eukaryota; Fungi; Ascomycota; Lecanoromycetes; Lecanorales; Parmeliaceae.